Messenger RNA from Phodopus roborovskii (desert hamster), 1752 nucleotides. Its product is annotated as sperm motility kinase X-like. Gene Ontology annotation, cellular component: cytoplasm. Gene Ontology annotation, molecular function: protein serine/threonine kinase activity; ATP binding; tau-protein kinase activity. The coding region runs from base 1 to 1752 and encodes 583 amino acids. Gene Ontology annotation, biological process: protein phosphorylation; intracellular signal transduction; microtubule cytoskeleton organization. The record is from RefSeq and is a predicted model, not a curated record. NCBI's taxonomy places the organism in Eukaryota, Metazoa, Chordata, Mammalia, Rodentia, Cricetidae. The transcript has a single exon.
AUGCAGCUGGGGCUGGAGGAGGCCAGCUCCCCUGAAGAGGUGGCCCUCACAGAUCAUUACAUGCUCCUCAGGACCCUUGGCAAAGGCAGCUUUUCUGAGGUGAAGCUGGCCUGCCAUCUCCACACAGGGGUUUGGGUUGCUGUCAAGAUCUUGGAAAGGAGUGAGAAGAACGACUCUGUUAUCAUGACUGAGAUAGAUAUCAUUAAAUCACUGGACCACCCAAAUAUUAUCAAACUGUUCCAUAUCAUUGAAACCAGAGAACACACCUAUAUGGUGAUGGAACAUGCUGCUGGGGGAGAUCUGGUGAGCCAUAUUGAGGAGGUGGGCUGUCUGCAGGAAGAAGAGACCCAACGCAUCUUCACACAGAUGGUGUUUGCGGUUAACUACUGCCACGAGAAUAGUAUUGCACACAGGGACAUCAAACCAGACAACAUCCUGCUGGAUGGCAAAGGAAGCGUCAAACUGUGUGACUUUGGCUUGGCCAUCAAAGUCACCUCUGGGCAGAGGUUCAAGGGGUUCUGUGGCACCCUUGAAUAUUGUGCUCCAGAGAUUUUCACUGGCGUGGAAUAUGAUGCACAGGCAAAUGACAUCUGGAGCAUGGGAGUGGUUUUAUACACAAUGGUGACAGGGCGCUUCCCGUUUGAGGCAAAGACCUAUUCACAGAUGAAGGAGAAGAUGCUGCAUCCCGAGUACUCCAUCCCUUCCAUGCUUUCCCAAAGCAUUGUGAACCUCAUUGUGCAGUUGUUCACUGUGGACCCUGAGCAGAGGCCCAAGAUAUGUGAUAUUAUGCAGCACCAGUGGCUCAAGGGCAGUGAAGAUCUUUCCAAACUCGAAUCUUCCUUAGAGCCACGACCCAUCAACCCAGCUCCCGGCAUCAUGGUGGCUAUGUGGGCCAUGGGUUACAACACCAAGGACAUUAGAGACUCUUUACGUGAAAAAAAAUUCAACAAUAUCAUGGCAACUUACCUCAUUUUAAAGCAUCAGUCACCCCGGAGGGACAACAGUAACCAUCCAGUGAAGCCUGUGUGGCCUAAUGUUGCCUUGACACUUGCAAGCCCUCUCACCUCCCGUCCCCCCUUGAAGAGGACAGGGAGUGAGCCUGCGCUUCACAUUUUUACCUUGCCAGCAAAAUACCACUUGGGUGACAGUGCCAAGCUUGCCAGGAAGAAGGGUUGCAAAAGUUGCAGCGUGUCUGGCAUCCCGUGCUGCCAGCAGAGAACUCUUCCUCCCAACACAGAUCCCCAGUUUGCUCCUGUGGCUGCUCAGCUUGUAAGCAGCAGCCUUUGGGAGACCAGUAUGACCUGCAAGGGUGUGUCCUUAGGUAAUACAUCAUCAGAGGGUAUUUCUUCUGAAAAAUAUCAGUUCUACAAGGCACCCCAGAUUGUAGUGACCACUGAGAACAGCUUGUGCAUCCAGAAUAUACCAUCUGAAAAGAAGUCCAGAGAGGCACCCUGGGGUGUGACCACCAGUGGCACAUAUGGAAAUAAGAGGCGUGAGUCCCGUGAGGAAGCAUCUUCUGAAGAAAAAUUCUCAGGUGCCCAACCCCAGGGCACAAACACAGCUUCUCCUCACAGCCUACACCAAGGCUGGAGGAGGUUUAAGAGGAGGAUGGGGAAUUGUGUGCAAAGACUAUGCUGCUGCCUGCCAGUCCAGCAGACAAGUCAGGUUUCCCAGAAGAAAGUAACUCCAGUGGAGGGGGAAGACAAUGGAGUUACACAAAAUCAGGUAUGUGGGGUGGUGAAGGUGGCCUGA